Didymella exigua CBS 183.55 is the source of this 1059-nucleotide messenger RNA. RefSeq lists its product as uncharacterized. The coding region runs from base 61 to 771 and encodes 236 amino acids. NCBI's taxonomy places the organism in Eukaryota, Fungi, Ascomycota, Dothideomycetes, Pleosporales, Didymellaceae. The record is from RefSeq and is a predicted model, not a curated record. The transcript is spliced from 2 exons.
GUUGGCUCAUCAGCGUUUCCCGUUGUCUUCGCACUGAAUGCCCGGUAGCUCCUUGUUACCAUGUCGUACGCACCAUUUGGAGAAGAAAGGGCCAGCCCGUACGCUGAGAACAUCGAACCGGUAACGAAACAUGAUGGACGGACGAUUUGCAGCUAUGCGCCGCCGCAAGGUUCACCACGCGAUAAGAUGUACAACGACCCCAAAGCAUACUCCCCUCCAGGAAAGACAGUAGUCGGCAACUGGCCAGUGCAGUCACAGCAAGUCGCAGUCUUGAUACCAUUGAGGGCUACGACACUUGUGUUCGACUUCUUACUCGCUUCAUCGCCAUUGAUUUUCUUAGUUCUUGCAUUAAAGGUUACUAGAUUGGAUGGCAACGUCCCCAACACCGCAAACAACAGGCUCCAGGAGAUGCUACAAAUGGUAAAUCACAUGAACACUAUGACCAGUGUAGACACCAUUGACGUCACGAGCCUCACGCGCGGCGCUACUAUUAUGGAGGAGUGGAUGUUCGACCCGGUGAACUUCAUCGGUGUCUGCAUGUACGACAUGGUCAACUUGUACGAGCUUCCCGCAGAGAUAUUUGCGGAGCAAUUGACCAUCCUCUGGAAUUCGUUCUUCCAGUCAACAUACGCUACACGAGCGCUCUCAGGAAAUCUGGACGAGGCCACUUCAACAAACAUCACUAGUAAUUCAGAGGACAUUGAUCCCGUCGCUUUCAAACCCACCAAGAGCCUUGUCAGUCAGCGUCGCGACGCGUACUGUGUCAAUUAGAAGUGGUUUGGCGUACUCUUGAGCUGUUCUUCGGUUCUGCUCUUUGCUGCUUACGCGGGGAUGGCGCUAAAGGACCGUGUCCGUGCACCCAACGAUCGGAGUCAACCAACGAUCGUUCCGAGCCUGUACGGCCAUCACAAAAUUGAGGCUGUAGAGCCACCUACAAUAGUUAUUAUCGUGAGAUAUUUUGAUAGAGCAUUCUAUAGACCUAUACGACAAAGUUCCUAAUACAAAGUCACUAGUAUUUCGUGGCAGUGCGGCCACUCUAGGUGAUAAUAGUUGGGCGUG